Molecule: messenger RNA, 3434 nt
Organism: Chara braunii
Lineage: Eukaryota; Viridiplantae; Streptophyta; Charophyceae; Charales; Characeae
Source: the annotation of a GenBank genome assembly
UGUCCCAAGUGUGAGCUGAUCUGUUUCUCCCGCGCAGUUGAGGCAGGGAAGGGUGGUUUGCAGCGCUGGAAGCUUUUAUCAUCGGGCUGUCUGGUCCAUUUGUGUACGUAGCACCCGCCCGCCCCUGUCAGCUGGAUCAGCUGGCGUCGACCGCCAUCGUUCUCCUUCCCCUGUCGUCUGCCAUAACCAGUUAGCGCCACAGCGACGUUGUUGUUGUGGCGUUUGAUCUCCCUUGUUUCGAGUUUUGUGCGCACACCGGUCGGGGGGAUACAGGCGUCACUUUGCCCCUUCGGUUUCUCCUGUGCUUGCGGUCUUGAUUGCGGAAGAUCGUUGCAGUAAUUCAAGAUGCGUGAGAUUCUCCAUAUCCAGGGGGGGCAGUGCGGUAACCAGAUCGGCGCGAAGUUUUGGGAAGUCGUAUGCGAUGAGCAUGGCAUCGACCCUACAGGAACUUAUCAUGGCGAUUCUGACUUACAGCUCGAGCGUAUUAAUGUCUAUUAUAAUGAAGCGAGUGGUGGGCGGUAUGUUCCUCGCGCUGUCCUGAUGGAUCUUGAACCUGGAACUAUGGAUAGCGUCAGGUCUGGGCCUUAUGGCCAGAUUUUCAGGCCAGAUAACUUCGUCUUUGGCCAGACUGGGGCGGGAAACAACUGGGCGAAGGGUCAUUACACAGAAGGUGCUGAGCUGAUUGAUUCGGUCCUGGACGUUGUGCGGAAGGAGGCAGAGAGCUGCGAUUGCUUGCAAGGUUUUCAGGUUUGCCACUCUCUCGGUGGUGGGACGGGUUCGGGAAUGGGUACGCUUUUGAUAUCGAAGAUUCGUGAGGAGUAUCCAGACAGGAUGAUGUUGACGUUUUCAGUUUUCCCUUCGCCUAAGGUGUCUGAUACGGUCGUGGAGCCCUACAACGCGACGUUGUCCGUUCAUCAGCUUGUCGAAAAUGCGGACGAGUGCAUGGUGUUGGACAAUGAGGCUCUUUAUGAUAUUUGCUUCCGGACAUUGAAAUUGACGACACCGACCUUCGGUGAUUUGAAUCAUUUGAUAUCCGCGACUAUGAGCGGUGUCACGUGCUGUCUUCGAUUUCCUGGGCAAUUGAACUCGGAUCUACGGAAGCUCGCUGUCAAUCUGAUCCCCUUCCCUCGACUCCACUUUUUCAUGGUCGGCUUUGCUCCUCUUACGUCGAGAGGCUCUCAACAAUACCGCGCYUUGACCGUGCCCGAAUUGACRCAGCAGAUGUGGGAUGCCAAGAAUAUGAUGUGUGCUGCUGAUCCGCGACAUGGGCGAUAUUUGACCGCGUCGGCGAUGUUCCGAGGACGGAUGAGCACGAAGGAAGUMGAUGAGCAGAUGAUYAACGUGCAGAACAAGAACUCGUCCUACUUCGUCGAGUGGAUUCCUAACAAUGUGAAGUCCAGUGUCUGUGACAUUCCGCCGAAGGGCUUGAAGAUGUCGUCGACRUUCGUCGGCAACUCGACGUCCAUCCAGGAGAUGUUCAAGAGAGUGAGUGAGCAGUUUACCGCYAUGUUCCGGCGGAAGGCCUUCUUGCAUUGGUACACCGGGGAGGGAAUGGACGAGAUGGAGUUCACCGAGGCGGAGAGCAACAUGAAUGAUCUUGUCUCGGAGUAUCAGCAAUAUCAGGAUGCGAGUGCAGAAGAGGAAGGCGAGUUCGAGGAAGAGGAGGGAGAGGAGGCGUAAGCAAUGACAACGUGGCUGGUUGGCAUUAUUUCUUAUUGGUUUGAGGUAACUGGACGUGGGUGCAGGAGGGUUUGCUUGGUUUUUGCGCACGAGGUUUAAGUGAUAACGCAUUUGUUAUCGACCGGACGAAGCAGUGUUGUAGCUGACCGUGACCGUAGAAUUCGAGGGUAGCAGGGAGAUUGUGUUUGCGUGUUUUAGCCGUUCCGGCUUGGUGUGGAAGGCGUCAUUGUGUUAUGUAUAUACACUCGGCCUACAGAAAGGCCGGAUCUGCACAGUUCCGUUGUUAAGCUGAUGAGACAGGUAAGCAAUCUUAGAUGGUCACAGCAAUUCUCGUUUGGGCUGCCUCGGUAUAAUGAGGCUUGUUCAGUUUUGGACGGUGAGUGGUUUAACUUAGCCGUAUUUACUAGCCGGCGUACUCGUUCUCUUCUCAUUUCACAGCACAUUGAAAGGCUUGAUAUUGCACGACUGCUCGAUUUAAACGUGCAUGGCAUUCUCUUUUCUAGUCGGUGUUCGUAGUCCUCAUUUCACAGCCCAACACUCAUUUCACAGCACGUUAAAGAUUAUAAUGGAUGACGGCGUGAGUUAAACGUGCAUUGCAUUGGCGUGGAACUCUUAUGUCAUUAUGUAGGUCUUUAGGUGAGUUUCUCAUAAUUGACGCAUAGGACAUCAGGGCCCCUAUCCCCGUGAAUGUGAAUUAGUUCCUUCUCUUGGCUGUGCGCUACUCGUACGCCGGUAAUGUUUGGUCAUUUCGGGGGAAACUAGAUUUAUUUGUGUGUCGAGUGCUAUUUCGUAAUUCCCCAGUUUCUUGUUUUGGCCUUGACGUUGUGGUAUUCAAAUCUGUUGUUGGCUUGGCACCAGUUCUGAGGAUGCCUUCUCAUGAUGAUGAUUGUACCCCUUGUUCAUAUCCUUCUCCUUGUCUGCUGUACUUUCUGUGUUUGUCUGCUGUAACUCGCCCUUUCCGCGUAAAUCCGUUCUGUGUGGGCAUUUGCAUUCCCCUUCUCGUUUGUUUCGUUUUGUGAUCCUUUUUACGUAAACUCCUGGAGUAACUAAAAUUUGUGUGCAUCUGUAUUUCCUUCCUCGUUUGUUUUCGACGUUUUGGUCGUCGUGAUUGUGAUUCUCCGAAUGAUGCCGAAUUUUGUUGUCUUCUUGCCUUGCGCUCGUGUUGUGAGGUUGGUUUCUGGAAAGUAUCGAUGUGACAAGGCUGAUGGUUUGUUUGGCGGGGUCGAUCGUAAGCGUGGUUUGAACUGUGGAUUGGCUGUCCUGCGCAGUCUAUUGCCUCUCUUGGUUUGUUUAAUCUUUGUCGUUGGAUAGAAUUACUCGUCCGUGUCUGGACAAAUGAGCUUGGCCGCUAAAAUGUGCUACUCGGGCUCUCAUAACUGCUAGACUGCGUGACUGUCCUGAAACUUCAUUGGAUUGUCGUUGUACUUGGAAAACGUUUGGCUUGUUGUGCUGUCCUAAUGUGUCGGUAAGACACACGAGUUGUCUGGCUGUGCUCUGGUUCCUGUCUGGCUGUGCUCUGGUUCCUGUCUUUCUUGAUCGUUUGUUCAAUCCCGGUGUCUGUACUGCAGUCUUGCCGUCGGCUGGUUUCUUGAGCUGGUUGUUUUAACCUUGCUGGUAGUCUCCUUACCUGGACGUGGAUUCCUGUCGAGCUUCGAGUGUCGUGGCUGAUCUCGCUUGAUUUAGUUCAGUGCUGGUUGGACGUGCCUCGUUAAUGUCUUCAGGAGUGCUUUUUUGGCUGGUAUUGUUGAAGCCUC